CUCCCCUCGCCUUGCCGUCGCUACUUUCCUCCCGUUCCCGUCGCUAGUCCACCGCAAUCUGCCAACAUCCUUCCAUCCACCUUUGUCUGGCCCGACCACUCCGCCCUAGCUGCACUGUCCACUAUCUCGCUCGUCGCCAACGAACCAGCACCCGUCUUUGACUCGCGCUUUGGCCCCCAGACCCUCUAAACUCCGUCUGCCGCCUCUAUCAGGCCCAUAGUUACCCGUUUUUCGGGCUCUAAACAGCACGGUUGCCUAUUUGAAACGAGACACCAACAUGGAGCACCGCUCGCACCAGCGCCCGCGCUCAAAGAGCGGCUUCAGCUUUAAGAGCGAGAGGAGCGAGAAAAGCGAGAAGAGUGAGAAGAUCACCCGACCGAAGAUCAAGGACCUCCACGAGACUUCCGCCGAGAAGCACAAGCAUCAUCUCAGCAGCACCUCCAAGGCCAAUCCGCUUGCCGCAAUGGAAGAAGCUCAGCCAAUUGCCCAGCAAUUUGAGAAAGCGACCCUAGGUUCGCUGCGAGCCAUCCAGCACAAGGAUGCUAACGGAAACCUUAUCACGGAGCCUGAUCUCACGAACCCCACGCGGCCACGGUGGGAGCGGCCACUCGACACUAUUCGAUCAUUUGAGGCAGCUAUCGAUGGAGGUCACAAGCGGACGCCGAUGCCUAAGUCAGAGUCGACGCCGCAAUUCAGCGGGUACACGAGCCGCAGGAGCAGCUACUAUGGAGGAAACGACCAAAGCGACAGGUUUUCUAAUGGCGGCUAUUAUGCUCGUGGCCGUGACAGUUACAAUGACACUUAUGGAGCGGCUCCUGUCGCUGGUCCCACGCGCAAUCGCUACGGUCAGCGCAUACAAGCCGACAUCACAGUGCCCCGCCCGGUGCAGGGGCAGGGACAGGGGCCAUACCCCAGCCAGUAUUACCAGCAUUCUCGCGACACGGUGAACACCGGCGCCUCGAACAGCAGUGGGGAGCCUUGGGGUAAUUCGACCGACCCGAGCAGCGAGAACAGCUCCAUCGAGAGGACUACGCCUAACCCUAAGCCAGACCUCAACGAGCAGUAUGGCUUCAAUGGUUUCGGAGGAGACCCCAUCGCGGAGGAAUACGACUAUGCCAAUCGCGGCUAUGCUCCGCCUGUUAAUGGUUACCGCAACGGCGGAUAUCCUCAACAAGACUAUUCGAGCCCCCCGCAGCCGCCACCGCAUGCUGCUAGGCCCAACGGCAACAUGAUCAAGUUGGGCGACGGCCCACCACCCCAGCCAAUUAGUGGAGCAACUAAUGGUGCUGCCGCCGCUCCACGUCGUCCGCAAGUACAGACUGCGGAUAGCGACAAGAGGAAGAGUUGGUUCAAGCGGAAAUUCAGCAAAGACUAAGUGAUUGUCUGCGCAGUUGGCCACGGUGUUUAUGUGAGAGUGGCCGUGUCAUCUGAUGGCGAAUGUAAUGACGGUAUGAGCGCGCAGGACGUAAUGGCACAAUAAGCGAUAAGUUCUGCAUUACGGCAGGCGUUCCGGCAAUAGGGUUUCAUUUAUUAGGCGAUGGACUUGGUCUUCUGAGACUCCGUUCGUGAGAACGGAGCCGUUGGAUUCAGCUGGAGGGUUAAUUCGCGGCGUUGUGGCAAGGCUUCCACUUCGGCCUAUCAGGAGUUUCAUCCGUAGAUACACACGAUGGGCAUAAUUCAUCCGGCUUUUAUUUCUUCGUUAA
Aplosporella prunicola CBS 121167 is the source of this 1703-nucleotide messenger RNA. RefSeq lists its product as uncharacterized. The transcript has 5 exons. The record is from RefSeq and is a predicted model, not a curated record. Bases 278 to 1375 code for a protein of 365 amino acids. Lineage: Eukaryota; Fungi; Ascomycota; Dothideomycetes; Botryosphaeriales; Aplosporellaceae.